Fraxinus pennsylvanica is the source of this 972-nucleotide messenger RNA. NCBI's taxonomy places the organism in Eukaryota, Viridiplantae, Streptophyta, Magnoliopsida, Lamiales, Oleaceae. The record is from the annotation of a GenBank genome assembly.
AUGGACCAAAAUCAAAAACCCAUAAGUGUUCUUGAAACUCUAGGUGAAGAACUCAUCAGAAUUAUAACACCAGUCUCAAUAUGUAUGCUAUUGGUUGUAAUUCUUGUUACAGUACUGAAUACGGAUUCAGAUGGGUCAUCCCUUACCACCAUAGCCACCAUAGCUUAUAGUGAGAGCAGUUCAGAUUCUAUUUGGGAUAAGCUCAAAGAAUGGACAACUUGGGUGCUUUUGAUUGCCAUGGCAUUGUAUGAUCUUGCUGCUGUUUUGUUGCCCGGUGGACCUUUGAGGCUCUUGGUAGAGCUUGCAAUAGAUCGGGAUGAAGAUAUCCCUGCAUUAGUUUACGAGGCUCGUCCAGUUAUUAAUAACGAUACAUUGCCAAGUGGCGAUGUCGUGCAAAGAAGGGUAUGGAGAGAAAGAAGGAAUACAGGUUCUGCUUUGGAUGAAGAUUCGGAUGUGAGGCCUAACUUUAAUCCGAAUACUAGUCCUGUUACUAAUUCAAAUACUAUUCUGGGGACAUAUUUAUCUGUUGGAAGUGGUGAGAAUGAGAUUAAUUCUGUUAAUGGUGAAGAGGGUCAGGUUUUUAGUGGGGACGCAGAACUCGCUGCACCUCUUAUUCAACAUAGAAUAAAUGUCAGGAUGAAUUCAGUGGAAGAUGCUAGUCCAAGUGAAAAUUUUGCUCUCCAAGAAAUUGGCUUGGGAUCCUCGGGUGCAAUUAAGCUCGGGUUGGGUGACUUCAUCUUUUACAGUGUUUUAGUUGGUCGGGCUGCAAUGUAUGAUUUCAUGACGGUUUAUGCAUGCUACCUUGCAAUUAUAGCUGGUCUUGGUGUAACUCUGAUACUCCUUGCUGUGUAUCGGAAAGCUUUGCCUGCUCUUCCAGUGUCCAUUAUGCUAGGUGUGUUAUUUUAUUUGUUGACACGGCUAUUACUCGAAGUUUUUGUUGUUCAAUGUUCUUUGAAUCUGUUGAUGUUUUAG